Molecule: messenger RNA, 1122 nt
Organism: Rhizophagus irregularis DAOM 181602=DAOM 197198
Lineage: Eukaryota; Fungi; Glomeromycota; Glomeromycetes; Glomerales; Glomeraceae
Source: RefSeq, a predicted model, not a curated record
AUGGAAGAGACUCUCAAACAAUACAUGAACGAAUACUAUAGAGGCUUUACAGGUUUUGGGAUAGAAUACAUAUACGACUUUGCAAGGUGUAUAACAUAUUACAAGCGUAUAAGUUUGGAAGAAUAUGAAAAGAAAUAUUUGGAUGAAGAUAUAUUAUUUCCACCAGGCAACAUAAAAAUAGGAAUAAGAGAUGAAAGGAAUGACAGGCAUAUGCAUAUGAAUGAAAAUAUUCUAAUAGAUUUCGCUGUUUUUACAAUGAAACUAGGCGGCGAAACCAUCAAAAGAAUUUUAGAAAAAAUACUCCUGGGAAUUUCCAUAGAAGGCGCAGUAAAAGAAGGCGCAGCAGUAGAUGAUGAAUUAGAACUUCUGAAAGUCAAAAGUAGGGAAGAUAAAGAAAAGAUAGACAUUUUAGAAAAGGAAAAAAAGAUUGCAGAGGAACGAAUAAAAUCCUUAGAAAAUGACGUGACAAAAUUAGAAGAAAUAGAGACAACGAGCAAGAUUACCGCAUCAAGCAAGCAGAAAAGAUGUUUGAUGCAAAAAAUGAGCCCUACAGACAUAAAGAAAAGAUAUGAAUGGCAAGCAUAUAAAAAAUUUAAUGAUUUACCAGGGAUGCCAAAAUAUGAGAAUUUGAAGACAAUGAAUCAAAAAUACGGAGGCCAUUUUUCAAAAAUAAUCAAAAUAAACAAAAUUAAAUAUAUUUUGAUAUAUUUUAACAAUGAAAAUGACUUAUUAAAGGCAAUUUACAAAUCGACAAUGGAUGAAAGAUGGGUUGAAGAUAAAAACGCCAAGCCACCAACCGAUCAUAUUUCAACAAUUCCAAGAACUUUAAAAGAACACGAAGAAUUGGAUAAUUUAAACAGUACCUUUAAAGGAAGACUUGAAGAAUUGGAAAAAAUGCCAACCUUGCCAUCAAAUAAAGGGAAAAAGAAAGCGGUGGAAAUAUCGGAUGAUGACAAUGAAGAAAAGACUAAUAAAAACAAAAAGCGUGUUGUGCAAAAGCAGGGAGAAAGGGAAAUUCUGAUAAAGAAUGAACAAAUUAUUCCAAAAAAUUUUAAUAAAUUAAAAAUUUUUUUUUUAGGAAAAGCAAUACUGGAACUUGAUCGAGCAAUCGAAGGUCAAUAG